This is a messenger RNA of Fonsecaea pedrosoi CBS 271.37, 939 nucleotides long. RefSeq lists its product as uncharacterized. NCBI's taxonomy places the organism in Eukaryota, Fungi, Ascomycota, Eurotiomycetes, Chaetothyriales, Herpotrichiellaceae. Bases 1 to 939 code for a protein of 312 amino acids. The transcript has a single exon. The record is from RefSeq and is a predicted model, not a curated record.
AUGACGGAAAUAGACGAAGCAGCAGCAUCGUCAACGUCGACACCGCCGCCCCCUGUGCGCAUCCUGAUCAUCAACCCCAACACGUCCCAACCCAUGACCGACGCGCUGAAACCCGUCGUGCAGGACCUGGGGAUUCCAGGCGCGCAAUACACGUUCUUCACGUCGCCCACGCCGGGCAUCCCGAGCAUCAACUCGCCCGCCGACGCGGCGCGGUCGGCCGACAUCUGCCUCCCGCAUCUACUCCCCCUCGUGCCCCACCACGACUGCUUCCUCGUCGCGUGCUACAGCCAGCACCCGCUCGUCGCGCGCCUCAAGGCCGAGUGUGCGGCCGUCGCGGCCGCGGCGACUCAAGGGCCCCAAGGGUCCGGGGCGAGGAAAUACGUCACGGGCAUCUUUGAGGCGAGCGUGUUGGCGAGUCUGGCCUUGUUGCGCGACUCCCCACCUGACCAGACUUCUGCGAACGCUGCCGCCACUGCUGCUAGGGAGAGACCGGCGUUUGGGAUCGUCUCGACCGGAAAGAUUUGGGAGGAGGCCCUGCAGAUCGCCGUCGAGGAGUUUCUCGGCUGUCCGACCACGAAAACGACGUCGCCCUUUGUCGGGUGCGAAACCACGGGUCUCAACGCGAGCGAGCUCCACGACCUCCCUGCCCACGAAGUCCGCAGGAAGAUGAUGGACGCGACCAAGCGGCUUCUCCUGCGCGGGGCCAAUACCGAUGGCGAUGGCGAGACCGACAGCAACAACAACAACAAGAACCACCUCGUCUCGCGCGUCCAGGCUAUCUGUCUCGGCUGCGCGGGAAUGGUCGGUCUGGACUCGGCGGUGCGCACGGCCUGCGUCGAAGCCCUCGGCGACGAAAGGGGCAGGGAGGUCUAUAUCGUCGAUGGGGUCAAGGCUGGCGUGGGCACUUUGUACGCUCUCGCGCGCGGCGGUUUCUCCUGA